AUGAAGAAGUUGAACCUGGACCCGGAACUAGCAGGGAGAAAAAGGAUGGGUCAGCUACAUGAAUUGGAAGAAUUCAUACUCCACGCCUAUGAAAAUGCUAAGCACUAUAAGGAGAAGACUAAACGAUGUCAUGAUAAAAAUAUUGUGCCUCGACUUUUUGAAUCGAGGCAAAAUGUAUUAUUGUUUAACUCUAGAUUGAGGUUGUCUCCAGGUAAGUUGAAGUCAAAAUGGAGCGGACCAUUUGAGGUGGUGCGCAUGACCGACCACGGCGCUGUAGAGUUAUGGAAUGAAGGUAAGCAAUCCACGUUCAUCGUGAAUGGACAGAGGGUGAAGCAUUAUUUCGGACAAGAGGUGGUUCGAGAAGAAGAAAGUGUGGAGUUGAGCAAUGAAUGA
Solanum stenotomum is the source of this 393-nucleotide messenger RNA. RefSeq lists its product as uncharacterized. The record is from RefSeq and is a predicted model, not a curated record. The coding region runs from base 1 to 393 and encodes 130 amino acids. Lineage: Eukaryota; Viridiplantae; Streptophyta; Magnoliopsida; Solanales; Solanaceae. The transcript has a single exon.